AUGUUAAUUGGACUAUUGAUUAUUUGUUUGUAUGGAGUAGAAGGAAGCAAUGGCAAUCCAAGCAUGAGAUUCAGUCUAAUAAAAUGGAUCAGGGAGUUUUUUAUGUUUGAUGAUGCUGAUGAAAUGAAUAAUGGGAAUAAGCCUGACAAACAAAUGUACAAGAAAUGCUACUGUUUGGAACUGCAUACAAUUUGUAUAUUAGGUAGUGUAAAGAACAGACGAUAUAACCUAGAGAAUAGAAUGGGAGAUGCAUCAGAAUUGUACAAUGAGUUGAUUGAAUUGAUGGAUAGAUGGACUGGUAGUAAAAAGAAGAAAAAUAAAGCACUCAAAGCAUUCUCGAAGAAAGUGGUAGCACAAAACGACUUCAAACACAUUAGACUCAAUCAUCUUGGGAUAAUAUCAAAUAUUCAAUUGUUCAAGAAAUAUUUGGUAUUGCACUACAAUUAUUUGAAAGGUGUCGAUUUGGAGAUGCAGAAAUACAGUAAGCAGCUUAAGAAACUCUACCACAAGGAAUAUGAGGCAUAG
Messenger RNA from Enterospora canceri, 525 nucleotides. The record is from the annotation of a GenBank genome assembly. NCBI's taxonomy places the organism in Eukaryota, Fungi, Microsporidia, Enterocytozoonidae.